UUUGUACACUUUACAUUGUACCUUCGAAAAUAACUGAUAUUGAACUGUAAAAUGUUUAUGUUAAUAAAAAAUGGAUUCCGAAAAAUUAUGGUAAGCCCUGGAGGAGUGAUACUAACACAUCAAUUACCUAGGAGUACUGUGGCUUGGUACGAUACUCCUGAAUGUCAAUAUAUACAAAUGAGUAAAGUCCCAACAUUGCAUUUUCAAACGUCUUUACCAAGAUUACCAAUACCAAAGCUUGAAGAUACAUGUCAGAGAUAUUUAAAUGCCCAGAAGCCUUUAUUGAAUGAUGAAGAAUUAAAGCACACAUCAUCCUGUAUUUCGAGAUUUCUUGCCAACGAAGGACAAAGUUUGCAGAAGCAGCUACUACAAAACAAUGCUGAAAAUCCACAUACUAGUUACAUUACCGAACCAUGGUUUGAUAUGUAUUUACGAGAUCGCAAACCUUUGCCAAUUAAUUAUAAUCCUUUCUUAGUUUUUGUACCGGAAUCUGAUUUAAAGUAUGAUGCACAAUUGGUAAAAGCAACUAAUCUUGUUGUGUCAUCGUUGAGAUUUUUGAAGUCUCUUAAAAAUAAUAUUCUAGAGCCAGAAGUAUUUCAUAUGAAACCUGAAAAAUCAGAUACUCAAUUAUUUCGGAAUGUUACAAGACUGAUUCCACCUCGCUUUAGCUGGUAUGGUGCUUAUUUAUUUAAGGCUUUUCCAUUAGACAUGUCUCAGUACAAGAAUCUAUUCAAUACUACUAGGAUACCAGAAAUAGGGAAAGACAGAAUUUUUCACGAGCCUUCAGCAAAGCAUUUACUUGUACUGAGGAAAGGUCAUUUUUACACUUUUGAUGUUUUGGAUGCAAACGAUUGUAUUCGUAGUCCUAAAGAGAUAGCUGCAAGUUUAAAGGCCAUUUUAGAAGAUGAUAGGCCACCAAAUAAACAUCCUGUAGGCGUCCUUACAACUUCAGAAAGAGACGAAUGGGCGCAAACUCGGUCACAUUUAAUUGAAACGGGAAAUCAAGAAAUUCUCAAGAAAAUUGAUUCAGCUAUAUUUGCAAUGAUCUUAGAUGAUGAAGUUAUUGGCACCGAUUAUAACAAAUUAAUUAGAACGUACCUACAUACCGACGGUACCAAUCGAUGGUUUGACAAAUCAUUUUCUCUUAUCGUUUCUAAGGAUGGCUACGGUGGAAUCAAUUUUGAGCAUUCGUGGGGUGAUGGUGUUGCAGUGCUUAGAUAUUUCCAAGAUGUGAAAAGCGACAUAUCAGAAAAACCUAGAUUUCAUCCUAAUGAAGUGGAUGAACUUUCCAAAGAAAGUACAAAUAUUGAGAGACUACAAUUUUCUAUAGAUGCAAAAAGCGAAAGUAUUAUAAAUCAGCAGAAAGCAAAGUAUCAAGGAUGGAUCAAUCGAUUAUGCGUUGAUCAUAUAAUUUAUGAAGAAUUUGGUAAAGAACAGUGUAAGAAGCUCAGGGUAAGUCCAGAUGCAGUGAUGCAGCUGGCAUUCCAAUUGGCUUUGUACACUUUAGAAGGCAGAUUGGUACCAACUUAUGAAUCUUGCAGCACAGCUGCAUAUAAACAUGGAAGAACAGAAACUAUCAGACCUUGUACAUUAGAAACUAAAGCAAUCUGCGCUGCUAUCACACAGAAGCAAAUCGAGCUUUCUAAGUCAGAGUUGAAAAGAAUGAUAUUGGAAUGUAGUAACGCUCACAAUGUACUUACGAAAGAAGCUGUAAUGGGCCAAGGAUUUGACAGACAUUUGUUUGCUCUGAAAAGAUAUGCAGAGAAGUCAGAUUCUGUUAAGCCAGCCAUUUUUCAAGAUCCGGCAUAUGAUGCUUUAAAUUAUAAUAUACUAUCCACAUCCACUUUAUCGAGUCCAGUUGUAAUGGCCGGUGGAUUUGGACCAGUGGUACCUGAUGGUUAUGGAAUAGGAUAUAUGAUCCAAGAUAAACGUUUGGGUGUUGUAGUGACAAGUUACGAAGGUGUUCGUAAUGCCAGCAAAUAUGUACAAACAUUAGAACAUGCGUUCAAGAAUAUCCAUGAUGUGUUACAUGCAUAAUAUUGGGUUUUAAUUUUCGUAUAUUUUUGCCUAGAUUGAUUAUAAUCAAUAAUUAUUGAUUAUUAAUUAUUAUUUCACCAAAAUCAUUGAUCAUUAUACAACUGGUAUAUAAUUAUUGUAUAGUGUUAUCGCAUAUAUAUAUAUAUACAAGAACUUUUAUAAUCAUGUUAUUGAUAUCAGAGAUAGAUAUAUGUUACCAUCCUUUUC
Linepithema humile (Argentine ant) is the source of this 2244-nucleotide messenger RNA. RefSeq names its product Carnitine palmitoyltransferase 2 (gene CPT2). Gene Ontology annotation, biological process: fatty acid beta-oxidation. Gene Ontology annotation, cellular component: mitochondrion. NCBI's taxonomy places the organism in Eukaryota, Metazoa, Arthropoda, Insecta, Hymenoptera, Formicidae. Gene Ontology annotation, molecular function: carnitine O-palmitoyltransferase activity. The record is from RefSeq and is a predicted model, not a curated record.